Molecule: messenger RNA, 1782 nt
Organism: Aureobasidium namibiae CBS 147.97
Lineage: Eukaryota; Fungi; Ascomycota; Dothideomycetes; Dothideales; Saccotheciaceae
Product: X-Pro dipeptidyl-peptidase protein
Exons: 3
Coding region: 1-1782 (593 amino acids)
Molecular function (GO): dipeptidyl-peptidase activity
Source: RefSeq, a predicted model, not a curated record
AUGCCUAACAAGAUCCAAGAUCUCCAUACCGUCGACGACAAGUCCUUUGACUAUGUCUAUGAGCAAAAUGCCACUGUAACCUUGAGAUCAAGCGAAGGCUUGGUUCGUGUCAAUGUCUACCGACCAAAGACCUCGGAAAAGGUCCCUGUUCUGAUCACCUAUGGCCCAUACGGAAAGGACAUUCCAUAUGCCGAUUUCCACGCAAAGAGUUACUCAGAAGUCAACCCCGAGCACAAGUCAGAGCACUCGGCAUGGGAAACUCCUGACCCUGCCUUCUGGACCAAGAACGGAUACGCAGUAGUUCGCGCCGAUGAGCGUGGCUUGGGUCAAUCUCCUGGUCUGCUUGACACCAUGUCCAGAGGUACUUCGGAAGCUUUCUUCGAUGUAGUCGAGUGGGCCGCAGAGCAAGAAUGGUCCUCUGGAAAGGUUGGCCUCCUUGGUAUCAGUUACUUCGCCGGAUCUCAGUGGCGUGUGGCUGCUAGAAACCCCAAGGGUCUAUCAGCUAUCGUUCCCUGGGAGGGUAUGUCAGAUUACUACAGAGAUAGAUGCCGUCACGGUGGUAUCUUGUCCAACCAGUUCAUCAGGUUCUGGUGGAAUCGCCAAAUCAUCACCAACCAAUACGGACGACCAGGCCGCAAAGCAAGCAACUGGGGACCAGACACAAUCGAGGGUGACCUCUCGGAUGAGGAAAGAGCUGCAAACAGACAGGACCAGAACAUCGACAACCAGAACAACUACUACCGCGAUGACCCGUACUACGCUUCGAAGGAGUACGACAUGGGCGAUAUCAAGGUUCCCAUGCUCUCAGUUGCCAACUGGGGUGGUAUUCUGCUCCAUCUUCGCGGCAAUAUCGAAGGCUUCACCCAUGCUGGCUCCGAGUUCAAGUACCUUCGCUGUAUUACUGGACGGCAUGAUCUUCCAUUCUACUACAACGAAGAGGUCGAAAUCCAGCGCAGCUUCUUGGACGCCUUCCUCAAGGGCGAAGACAGAGUCGGCUGGGCUACCAAGGGCAAGGUUCCUCAGGUAGAUAUCGUCCUCCGCAAGGGCGACGUCGGCUUCAACGAUGCCAAAGCAGAGCAGGCCUACCCCAGAAGACAAGAGAACGAAUGGCCCAUCGCCAGAACACAAUACACAAACUACUACCUCACACCGGAGAAGGGGCUUGUCACAUCUACUCCCUCAGGUACCGCCAAACUCGGCUACAGAGCCUUGGGUACGCUUGAUAAGCCCGAGGUGAUGCAGUUCACCACUCCUGCUUUUGAGAAGGAGACCGAGAUUACUGGACACAUCACAGCUCGCCUCAAUGUCUCAUUAACUCCUGACACCACUGGCCCUACACCUACCGACAUCGAUGUCUUCGUCACUCUCAGACACAUCUCUCCCGAGGGCAAGGAAGUCUUCUACACGGGAACUGCCGGUGAUCCAGUACCACUCUGCAAAGGCUGGCUCCGUGUGUCGAUGCGCAAGACCAACCCUGAGCACUACAAGCACCGCUCUUACCUGCCACACAGAGACUACCUCAGCACCGACAAGCUGCCUGUCCUUCCCGGAGAGGUAUACCCCAUCGACAUCGAGGUCUGGCCCACCAAUGUCGUCGUUGACAAGGGUGGCAAGAUCAUCUUCGAGGUUUCCAGUGGUGAUACUCAGGGAUCUGGUAUCUUUGGUCACAACGACCCUGUCGACAGAUCCGAGGAGAAGCUUAAGGGUACCAACUUUGUCCACUUUAGCGACAAGUUUGUCAACUAUGUUACUCUUCCCAUCAUUCCUCCCAAGGAAGAGUAG